AUGAUUUCUGUUACAUCUAGAUGUUCCUCUGUACAUCAUUUGUACCGUCAUGCUUACACCAUACAACAAAGAACUUAUGUUACGCAGUUGAUGUCUACUGUUCGUACAUAUUUUCUUCCAAAGUUUAGAUUCACCGAGGAAGAACCAAGCUCUUUAGAAGAAGCCCCUUCUGCAUACAUCCAAUAUCCACUAGUGACAAAAGAUCAACUCAAAAGAAUUACCACAAACGAUCGAUUCAAACUUGAUUAUUCAUAUGCUUCAUUUGCGCACCAUUCUUCCAGAAGUGAUCCAACCAUUCAUUCAUUGUCGGACUUGACUGAUCCAGCACAACUUAACUCUUUGCUUCCAAGAAGAAGACCACAUGGCUCACCAGCCGAUACUCUUUCUAUCAAGGCUGGAGAUGAUGCUAUGCUUGUGUCUCCCACUGUGAUGGCCAUCGCAGAUGGUGUUUCUGGGUGGGAAUCGAAAAGUAACCACAGUUCUUCCGGUAUCUGGUCAAGAUCUAUGGUGGAAACUCUCUCUCGUCUAAUGACCGAAUACAAGCUUACACACACUCCACAUCAUCUCAAUAAGCGAGACAUUGAUCAAAUUUUGGAUGACUCUUUUCUUCAUACAUCCCAUCUUAUGGAUUUACAGAAAUUAGGUGGAUCAUCUACAUUAGUUUUGGCCAUGCUUUCUGGUGAAUAUCUUAAGAUGAUAAGUAUUGGUGACUCAAAAAUGUAUAUUAUUAGAGAUGGAGAUAUUAUAAAGACAAAUGAAGAACAAAUGACUUCCACUUUGUGUCCUCUACAAAUUGGAACUCAAACUCUUCUGCAGCUUCCGCUGGAAAUGGCAUGGGUAGACUCUGUCAAGUUGGAAGAAAAUGAUAUCAUUGUAAUGUGUUCGGAUGGAAUUUCCGAUAAUUUAUAUGAAUGGGAAAUUGUCCACUACAUUGAUGAACUGCUUCAACUGAAUGAUAACUUAAAGAAGGCAGCCAAUUCCCUUUUGAGAAAAGCCAAAGAAAUUGCAUUUGAUGACUAUGCCAGUACACCUUAUAAUGAUAAGCUUAGUGCUGCUUCGCUUGACAAUAGAAAUUCAGGUGGUAAGCUUGAUGACAUGUCUUUAUGCAUUGCACGAGUGUGUCUUAAGAAUAAUAAUAAUACAAAAAAGAAGGAGAACUAA
[Candida] anglica is the source of this 1161-nucleotide messenger RNA. Lineage: Eukaryota; Fungi; Ascomycota; Pichiomycetes; Serinales; Debaryomycetaceae. The record is from the annotation of a GenBank genome assembly.